ACCACACGCAAGAUGGCGACCUCCAUGCUGAGCCGAGUGUGUGUGACCCUUAGGGUCCCGGGGAUCCAGUGUGUGGCCCCUAGGAGGGGCCCUGGCUACAGCACUGGGUUGUCCGUCCCUUCAUCGGCAGCAGCAGCAGCUCCAGCAGCCCGGGGGAACCGUUCAUUGCAGCGGGGCACAUUUAAAAGAGAGCCCCCGGUUCCCAGAACAGAGAAGAUGCUUCCGGAUCAGGACUGGAGCAGUGUCUAUCCAUCAGCGGCAUCCUUUAAGCCAUCCGCGGUGCCCCUUCCCAUUCGCAUGGGGUACCCGGUGAAGAGCGGAGCCCCUCCAGAUAAGAUGGGGAACCUGGAACUUCUAAAGAUCCCCAAUUUUUUGCACCUGACUCCUGUUGCGAUAAAGAAGCACUGUGCAGCCCUGAAAGAGUUCUGCACUCCGUGGCCAUCUGAUCUCUCGAGCGACGAGCUUUGCGCACAGCAUUUCCCCAUUGAGAUUCAGGCUUCGGAUUACGUCUCAGCCGGCCCUUCUGUUCGAAACCCAAAAGGCCGCGUGGUGACCUUACGGGUGAAACUCUCCAGCCUAAACUUGGAUGAUCACGCUAGGAAAAAGAUCAUUAAACUCGUGGGAUCUCGAUAUGACCCGGCCACUGAUACCCUCGCCAUCCAGGCAGACAGAUGUCCACUCAGGAGACAGAAUCAAGAUUACAGUAUGUACCUGCUAACUGUCCUGUACCAUGAAUCCUGGAAAACAGAGGCCUGGGAAAGCGAGAAGGCCGAGAGCGACAUGGAAGAGUACGUGUGGGAGGGAAGCAAGUCCGAGAACAGCCUGUUGCAGACCCUGCUCAAGUUAAGAAGUGGCUCGUCCACCAAAGAGGAAAUCUUACGGUCUCCAGACGUUCAGGAGUACCGCGCUGCCGUGCUGAACAUGCGCAACCAGGGGGAAAAAGAAGAUAAUAUCAGCCAAUACAAGGAAAGCGUCAAGAAGUUGUUGGGAGUGGCGUAAAACGGUUUUAUUGACUUUACAGCGACGGCUCGGAUUAUACGCAGAUCUUGUUAUGAACAUCAUUGACGUAGCUGCUGUGGCUGGACCACCGACAAACCCAAGUUUGGUUAACCAGACAUGCUUUAAAAUAGGAAACCUUAACUGGUCCUUGAUGUUAACAUAAUAGAGAGUCAGCGAGUGGGCGACUCCAUGGCCCGGACCUCGAGCACGGCUUCCAGAGACGGAUAACGUUGCUGCGCAGACGGGCCUAAAGUGGCUUGUCCUUACCCAGCGGCAUUUUGUGAAGAGCUGCAACUGUUCUAGAUGGAUCUGGACGUAUUAACCGUAUUAUGACGAUUGUGGUCGCGGUGUAAGAGUCGUACUCCUCCUCCUCUGUCUUUUCUUUCUACUUUAGCCCGUUUCCCAAUAAAUUUCAAAAUUA
Spea bombifrons (plains spadefoot toad) is the source of this 1420-nucleotide messenger RNA. It is a transcript of the gene MRPS35, whose product is annotated as mitochondrial ribosomal protein S35. Gene Ontology annotation, cellular component: mitochondrial small ribosomal subunit. The record is from RefSeq and is a predicted model, not a curated record. Gene Ontology annotation, molecular function: structural constituent of ribosome. NCBI's taxonomy places the organism in Eukaryota, Metazoa, Chordata, Amphibia, Anura, Pelobatidae. Gene Ontology annotation, biological process: mitochondrial translation. The transcript has 8 exons. Bases 13 to 999 code for a protein of 328 amino acids.